Messenger RNA from Arachis ipaensis, 1059 nucleotides. RefSeq names its product monothiol glutaredoxin-S6. Lineage: Eukaryota; Viridiplantae; Streptophyta; Magnoliopsida; Fabales; Fabaceae. The record is from RefSeq and is a predicted model, not a curated record.
GUAGGACUACGUAUGUUUGAUUUUGUCCUUGGAUGAGUACCAUGGUACCAAAUAUAUCUUCAAUUUUUCUACUACGGAUCGGAAGGGGUGAGAAUCUUACAAAGAAAAUAUAUAAAAUAAAUAAAGUUGCUCAUGAGUAGUGUUUUAUUUAGGACCACUUUCUUUAUUAUUUUCUCUCAACCUUAGUAGUAGAUGCUCCAAAAAUGAAGAGAUAACACAAAUAGUCACAUAGCAAUAAUAGUAGCAUAUAUAGUGUAUACUUCUGUGUUGUUAUGACGAUGAUGACAAGAUGUGGCGCAAAAUAGAAGCUAAGGCAAGCAUUUAUUUCCAUUUUGUGAAAAAAAGAAAAAAGAUAUGCUCUCCAUAUUUCUGAUGAAUCUUAUUCUUUGAAGAAUUAGAUCGAUCUUAACAGCUAGCUAUAAGGCAAGUUGUUAUGUAUGAUAUUGAUGCAAUGCAAGUGCAGUACAAAAGAUGGAGGUUGUGGCGAGCAUGGUGGCUGAGAAGCCAGUGGUGAUAUUCAGCAAGAGCACGUGUUGCUUGAGUCACUCCAUGAAAUCACUGAUAAGAAGCUUUGGUGCAAAUGCAACUGUUUAUGAGCUUGAUGAGAUCUCAAAUGGAGAGCAGAUUGAGAAUGAGUUGAUCCGAAUGGGGUGCCAGCCAAGUGUGCCAGCUGUGUUCAUAGGCCAACAAUUCAUUGGUGGUUCUAAGAGAAUCAUGAGCCUCCAUGUCAGGAAUGAGUUAGUUCCAUUGCUCAAAGAUGCUAAGGCUAUUUGGAUUUGAUCAUGAACGUAACCAAAAUUAAAUCACUACUACCAUAGUCUAUAAGGAUAUAUAGUUACAUAUGCAUAUGUAUUUCUAUGUUACGUACUCUUGCUAUGUAUAUGGAGUUAAUUAAUUAGUGAGCAACAUUAGCUAUAUGAUUAAUAUUAUAUAUAGUACUAUGAAUGCAUGUGUGAUAUAUAAUAUCACUUAUUAUGAGUAGUUACCAUGCACUACUUAUAUUAUAUAUGGAUACUUUAAUUUCAUCAUAAUGAAAAUUUGGCGCGUUAUUGCUAUGCA